Paraphaeosphaeria sporulosa is the source of this 475-nucleotide messenger RNA. RefSeq lists its product as uncharacterized. The transcript has a single exon. The record is from RefSeq and is a predicted model, not a curated record. The coding region runs from base 132 to 407 and encodes 91 amino acids. NCBI's taxonomy places the organism in Eukaryota, Fungi, Ascomycota, Dothideomycetes, Pleosporales, Didymosphaeriaceae.
UGCUUUUCAUCCUGGCCUGCACCGUUUCUCUCCGUUGCUUCAUCGAGUGUUUGGGCACCGCAAUGUCAAGUGUGCGUCGUGUUACAAUACCUACCUCACUGACGAGUUAUUGACCUUAUGCGUGGCGUUCAAUGCACCGUCGUUUGUCGCCUCAUCUUCACCUUUGGACUGGACCAAUUUCGUACAGUAACUUUAGAUACCUCAGCCUGAACGACCCCGUACCAAAAAGUAGACAUUUGUCCCCACUCGAUCGCCUAUCGCGGUGCUACCCAGCAUCGGUCUUUGCAUUUCUUGUACGAUUACGUUUGCUGGGCUCUUGUACGAUUUGCAUACCGAUGCCUUGCGCGCUCAUACCUGGGCAUAUAGAGGCUUGGGGCGCGCUGCUUACAAGACUGACCUUCUCUUGAAGCCCAAAUUUGUUUCUCCUAUACGAUAUAAAUUCGAGGAACUUUCAAUAUCAUAUCGUCACCUCCUC